GGCAUUUUGUGGUGAGGGAGAAAGCUGGGGGGAGCAGGAAGAAGAGAACACAAGAUGGCGGCCUAAGGAGAGAACGGAGGGCUGCGGCUGUAGUGGAGGGAAAACCACAGAAACCCGGCGCUUAAGGGUCCGGGAGGCUCGGUAGGAGCCACCUAUUGCUCGGGAGAAGGGGCAGUUAGGUCAGGGGAGCGGCGAUCUUCGGCUGCCCCGCCAUCUUCUAACAAAGAAAGAAACGGGAGCCUGAGCCCUCCGGGACCCUGAGGCAUCACCCCCCGGAGAUCUUCGUGAUCCCAGUACGAACUGGUGCGUCUUGUCUUUGGAGUUCUCGUCACCCUUCCGCCCCCGGAUCAUGGCUAGCAGCAGCGGCUCCAAAGCGGAGUUUAUCGUCGGAGGGAAGUACAAGCUGGUGCGGAAAAUCGGCUCCGGUUCCUUCGGGGAUAUCUACCUGGCGAUCAACAUCACCAAUGGCGAGGAGGUUGCUGUAAAGUUGGAGUCACAGAAAGCUCGCCAUCCUCAGCUGUUGUACGAAAGCAAGUUAUACAAGAUCUUGCAAGGUGGUGUUGGAAUACCACACAUCCGGUGGUAUGGACAAGAAAAGGACUACAAUGUUCUAGUCAUGGAUUUGUUGGGGCCCAGCCUCGAGGAUCUCUUCAAUUUUUGUUCCCGCAGGUUCACUAUGAAAACUGUGCUUAUGUUAGCAGACCAGAUGAUCAGUAGAAUUGAAUAUGUACACACAAAGAAUUUUAUACACAGAGACAUCAAGCCAGACAACUUCCUAAUGGGCAUCGGCCGUCAUUGUAAUAAGUGUUUCGAAUCUCCAGUGGGGAAGAGGAAAAGAAGCAUGACUGUUAGUACUUCUCAGGACCCAUCUUUCUCAGGAUUAAACCAGUUAUUUCUUAUAGACUUUGGUCUGGCCAAAAAGUACAGAGACAACAGAACAAGGCAGCACAUACCUUACAGAGAAGACAAAAACUUGACUGGCACAGCCCGCUACGCCAGCAUUAAUGCCCACUUAGGAAUUGAACAGAGUCGUCGUGAUGACAUGGAGUCUCUAGGAUAUGUACUAAUGUACUUCAACAGAACCAGCCUUCCUUGGCAGGGACUGAAGGCUGCAACGAAGAAACAAAAAUACGAAAAGAUCAGUGAAAAGAAGAUGUCUACUCCUGUUGAGGUUUUGUGUAAGGGAUUUCCUGCAGAAUUUGCUAUGUAUCUCAAUUAUUGUCGUGGAUUGCGUUUCGAAGAGGCACCGGACUACAUGUAUCUGAGGCAGCUUUUCCGAAUUCUGUUCAGAACUUUGAAUCACCAAUAUGACUACACGUUUGACUGGACAAUGUUGAAGCAGAAGGCAGCUCAGCAAGCGGCCUCCUCCAGUGGGCAGGGCCAGCAAGCCCAAACCCCCACAGGCAAGCAAACUGACAAAUCCAAGAGUAACAUGAAAGGAUUUUGAAUACGCAAGGAGCAGACAUUGCAGUUCCUGGCACGAGCUGGACCGUCACUCCCUUAAAGCCUAGAGAUUUUUAGUUCAUAUGUACACUUGCCAGCUGUUGUGGGAGACCAUUUACUUGGUGUAAAAGGAACUUAAUUUCAGUCUAAACUGGCUACCUGCGGCGUCGAGGUGCCGACUUGUAGCUGCUGUUAAUUAUUGUGAAUAUCACUAAGAUUAGUGAAACAUGGUGUCCAGUUCUUUGAUUGCAAUUCCCUUCCCCCAGAAAGUGUGGGACUGGGUGGUUCAGUUAUCUGGCGUUCAGCAGAGUGGUGGAAGAAAUUGUGCAUAUGCCAAUUUAUUUUUGUUCCUAUGGUUAACCUCUUGAACCUUACACUGCUCACGACUUCUACUUCAAAAGACCAACACGAAUUGGUUCCCCAGAGACAGUUGUGACGACCCAAGUCUAAAGAGAAUACUCCAUUGUUUCUUCGGAUUUUUCUUUUUCUUCACCUCUGUUUUUUAAGUUGUACACUUAAAACAUUCUUAACUGUUGCAUUGUAAGGCCUAUUUGCUGUCCAGGCAGGCGUUCCUACAGUGAAUGAGCAACUAGAACUUUCUUUUGAUCUCGUCUGUCACCUUGUAUGGUUAUUCCGGUGACCACGUGGCUCCAGGUUAUUAGGAUCGACUGGCAUAGCAGCUUCUCUUCCUUAAUGUACAUGCACAGCAGUCUGCCAUUUCUUGAUAAUCUGAAACCAAUAAAUGUCCCUGACGUAACCAAAGAUUACAAUUUUAAGCAGAUAAUCUAACUGAGCUUUUCUGUGUUUUUAAGAAAAAGGACUGUGCAGACCUAAAAACACAACUUGGCAGUUCUAGUCUAUAGAGAAUGGGAAAUAACAAAGCAAACUGCAGCAUUUCUGUCACAAUCUUAGUUAACAUCUUUUGACUAAAAGCUUAUAUGAGUGGCUUAGGAAAUGUAAUCACUGUAAACCUGAUCUGGGAUAUGUUUUUAUUUCCAACAUUUUUGUUUGUUUACAAGUUCAUUAAAAACUAAAAAAAUGGA
Messenger RNA from Bufo gargarizans (Asiatic toad), 2486 nucleotides. RefSeq names its product casein kinase 1 alpha 1 (gene CSNK1A1). Gene Ontology annotation, cellular component: cytoplasm; nucleus. Gene Ontology annotation, biological process: peptidyl-serine phosphorylation; negative regulation of canonical Wnt signaling pathway; signal transduction. Lineage: Eukaryota; Metazoa; Chordata; Amphibia; Anura; Bufonidae. The record is from RefSeq and is a predicted model, not a curated record. The coding region runs from base 350 to 1447 and encodes 365 amino acids. The transcript is spliced from 11 exons. Gene Ontology annotation, molecular function: protein serine/threonine kinase activity; ATP binding.